Molecule: messenger RNA, 547 nt
Organism: Musa acuminata subsp. malaccensis (wild Malaysian banana)
Lineage: Eukaryota; Viridiplantae; Streptophyta; Magnoliopsida; Zingiberales; Musaceae
Source: RefSeq, a predicted model, not a curated record
GCUCUGGCGACCGGGAGAGGGAGUGACGAGGGGAGGCUUCUUAGGGUUCCUUCGUGGUGUUCGAGAUCGGCUCGAUCGAUCCGAUGGUGCAGGCAAGCAGCCGAUCGAGGGGCACGGUGAAGUGGUUCAACGACACCAAGGGGUUCGGCUUCAUCUGGCCGGACGACGGAGGGGAGGACCUCUUCGUCCAUCGGUACCCCAUCAAGGCCCAGGUGUACCGGACCUUCGCUGAGAGCGAUGUCGCCGAGGGAGACGAUGGCCCCAGCAAGGCCGUCGACAUCACCGGGCCCGGCGGAUCCGACAUCCAAGGUGGCGGCGGCUGCCGGAGUGAUUGCUACGGGAGGGUGGGUAUGCUGGGACUACCGGGUGGUGACGGCAACCUGUCCUGUUACAGUUGUGGCGUGAUGGGGUACUUUGCUAGGGAAUUCCCUUGCAAGAACUGAGGAUCAAUCACUUUCAAGCUUUGGCUUACUUUCUUUGCAUUUUGCUAGGGAUUGCUAUCGGGGCCAUGCAGGCGGAGAUGGACUGUUUGAUGGUGGAGGUGCUG